Molecule: messenger RNA, 964 nt
Organism: Stegastes partitus (bicolor damselfish)
Lineage: Eukaryota; Metazoa; Chordata; Actinopteri; Pomacentridae
Gene: prdx4
Product: peroxiredoxin 4
Exons: 7
Coding region: 106-891 (261 amino acids)
Biological process (GO): hydrogen peroxide catabolic process; cellular response to stress; cell redox homeostasis
Cellular component (GO): endoplasmic reticulum; cytosol
Molecular function (GO): thioredoxin peroxidase activity
Source: RefSeq, a predicted model, not a curated record
GCAAAACCUGAAUGAAGAAGAAGAGGGAAAGGAAGCAGGAAAGCCUCCCUACCUGCCUCAAGUCUGAAACGCAUUGCCAGUCAGUGCUCUCAAAGGAAAGGCACCAUGGAGACUCGUGUCCACAAUAAUCUAAAGCAGGAGCUGCUGUGUGCGCUCCUCGCCGCCGUGCUGCUCCUCGCCUCGGUCACGUCCGCAGAGGAAGGCGCGCAAGUGAAGAACUCCCAGUGUCACAACUACGCGGGAGGACACGUCUAUCCCGGAGAGGCUUUCCGUGUGCCCGUCUCAGAUCAUUCCCUGCACCUCAGCAAAGCCAAGAUUUCAAAGCCUGCACCACACUGGGAGGGAACGGCCGUCAUCAACGGUGAAUUCAAGGAGACGAAGCUGUCAGACUACAGAGGAAAAUAUCUGGUCUUUUUCUUCUAUCCCCUCGACUUCACAUUUGUCUGCCCAACUGAGAUCAUUGCAUUCAGCGAUCGUGUGCAUGAGUUUCAGGCCAUCAACACAGAGGUGGUCGCCUGCUCAGUGGACUCCCAGUUCACCCACCUGGCCUGGAUCAAUACCCCAAGAAAGCAGGGUGGACUUGGACAAAUGAAAAUUCCUCUGUUGUCUGACCUCACUCACCAGAUUUCAAAAGACUAUGGAGUCUACCUUGAGGACCAGGGACACACACUGAGGGGUCUCUUCAUCAUCGAUGACAAAGGCAUCCUGAGGCAGAUCACCAUGAAUGAUCUUCCAGUGGGGAGAUCUGUAGAUGAGACUCUGCGGCUGGUGCAGGCCUUCCAGUACACAGAUAAACACGGAGAAGUGUGUCCCGCAGGAUGGAAGCCAGGCAGCGACACAAUCAUUCCAGACCCUUCAGGCAAGCUGAAGUAUUUUGAUAAACUGAACUGAUAUGUGCUUCUGUUUUCCCAGUCUGUGAAAUCCAGGACUUACUGAAAGUUCAAAUAAAAUGUGUUUUCGUAAA